Asparagus officinalis (garden asparagus) is the source of this 655-nucleotide messenger RNA. RefSeq names its product transcription factor ILI6-like. Bases 95 to 412 code for a protein of 105 amino acids. Lineage: Eukaryota; Viridiplantae; Streptophyta; Magnoliopsida; Asparagales; Asparagaceae. The record is from RefSeq and is a predicted model, not a curated record. Gene Ontology annotation, biological process: regulation of growth; regulation of DNA-templated transcription. Gene Ontology annotation, molecular function: protein dimerization activity. The transcript has 3 exons.
UCUCUCUCUCUCUCUCUCUCUCUCUCUCUCUCUCUCUAACUCUCUGUACAAAGACCCUAUUUAAAUACAACAGCUUGCCUAAUAUCUUUCUCCCAUGCACUUGUCUUCCUCUUCAUCAGCACCAAUUCCCGUUAUGUCUAGCCGAAGAUCGAGAUCUAGGCAGUCGGGCUCUUCUUCGAGGAUUUCUGAAGACCAGAUCGUCGAUCUAGUCUCAAAGUUGCGCGCUGUGCUUCCUGAAGCUCGCAUGCACACAAGCGAUAGGGUGCCAGCAGCUAGGGUUUUACAAGAUACUUGUAACUACAUAAGGAAUCUGCAUCAAGAAGUGGAUGACUUGAGUGAGAGGCUCUCCGUGCUUCUGGCCACCACGGACAGUGCUCAGGCUGCGAUAAUUAGGAGUUUGCUCAUGCAAUAAGUUACCAAUUUGCUAUUUCUAUGUUACUACUUACUAGUAGGGUGGUAUGAACUUAGGAGUUUGUUUUUUGUUUGUAGAUGAAUGAUAUGUCAAGAUCAAUGUGAUAAAGUUGUGCUUUUGUUUUUUGUUUUGCAUGCGUAGUUAUAUGCAAAAGAAUUGUUUUUAAAAUGUGUUAGUCCUUAUCUUUUAUUUAAUCAGAGAUCUUGCAAUGUCAGUUGUCAGCAACUGUACUCUGAAUUGUUU